UUCUUGGGUGCUUUUGGAGUUUGGAACGGACCGGCGGAGAGGAACAACGCUACGUUACAACGGUUUCAACUGUAUAAUUUAUCGCAUUUACUCGGUUAGUAACGAAUAGGGAUCAGUCAAACCGUGUCCAUAUCACCGGGAAGCUAUUUUCAACAAAAUGGCGGGAGAACGUUUGGACAUUGUGAUAUUUGGAGCGACUGGUUUUACUGGAAAGUAUACAGUUUUACACGCAGCAAAGUUGGCUGCUGAGAAACCGUUCUCAUGGGGCGUUGCCGGCAGACGCAAGGAGGCAUUGGAGGCGGUACUCAAAGAAUUUGCACCUGACCAAGAAAAUAUUCCCAUCAUCAUUGCUGAUGUGAACGAUGAGGAUUCGCUGAAAAAAAUGGCAGAACGCGCUAAAGUUAUUGUCAAUUGUUGCGGACCUUAUAGAUUUUACGGAGAGCCGGUCAUCAAGGCUUGUAUCGAGGCCAGAACGCAUCACGUUGAUGUCAGCGGUGAACCGCAGUUCAUAGAACGGAUGGCACUGGAGUAUGGAAAGCAGGCGAAAGAAGCAGGGGUUUACGUAGUCAGUGCCUGCGGAUUUGACAGCAUUCCCUGUGACCUGGGGAUCAUAUUUUUGCAAGAAAAAUUUAAUGGAGAAGUAAAUAGUGUCGAAACAUACCUUAACUCUUGGAAUACGAAAAAAGUUGGGGGUGCUUCGAUCCACUACGGCACAUGGGAAUCCGCUGUAUAUGGAUUGGCCCAUGCCAAUGAACUCCGCGAGCUCAGAAGCAAACUUUACCCUGAACCUUUACCUAAGUUGAAGCCAAAACUUGAGUCCAAAGGCAGCAUUCAUAGAAGUGCUAUAUCUGAAGGUUGGUCAACGAUAUUUCCAGGAUCUGAUCGAUCGGUAGCGCUGCGUACUCAACGCUUUUUGUACGAAAAAUACAAGCAAAGGCCAGCCCAGAUCCAUACCUACGUGACAUUUAAGUCCUUUUUUACUUUACUCGCUACGGCUGUUAUUGGUGCAGUGUUUACCCUGAUGACAAAAUUCGAAUGCGGACGAACGCUGCUUCUUAAGCAUCCAAAGUUGUUCUCUGGAGGGUUCGUUAGUCACGAAGGUCCUGUGCCGGAAUCAAUGAACAACGCUCAUUUCUCUUUGACUUUUAAAGCUUGCGGCUGGACAGAAAAAUUAACUGAACCAACAGAUGAACAUAAGGAGCCUCCAAACAAGGAAAUGAUAACCAAAGUCUCAGGCGUUAAUCCUGGAUAUGGCGCAACCUGUACUACUCUCUUACUUGCUGCGCUGACCAUUCUAAGAGAGGCUGAUAAAAUGCCGGACAACGGCGGAGUUCUUUCACCAGGCGCAGCUUUUGGCAAGACUUCAAUUAUUGAGGAAUUGAAUAAACACGAUUUGAAAUUCGAGGUAGUAUCAUCGAUUGAAAAGUAAAGGUAAA
Diprion similis is the source of this 1436-nucleotide messenger RNA. Its product is annotated as saccharopine dehydrogenase-like oxidoreductase. Gene Ontology annotation, cellular component: mitochondrion; lipid droplet; plasma membrane. The transcript is spliced from 8 exons. Gene Ontology annotation, biological process: glycolipid biosynthetic process. The record is from RefSeq and is a predicted model, not a curated record. The coding region runs from base 158 to 1429 and encodes 423 amino acids. Lineage: Eukaryota; Metazoa; Arthropoda; Insecta; Hymenoptera; Diprionidae.